CCGCCAGACCAUUAGUCUUCGGAAUCCGGGAGGCGGUUCCGGGUUGUUUUCGCGGGUUUUCUGGACAAACCUACACCGACAUUCGCGCCAACACUCCGGGCUAACAAGUUUAUACCUUCCGCGGUACUUUUGCAUUCAUCUGUCUUUAAUUAGAUCAUUAAUUUUGGCGGGAUGCCCGUCCACUAUCACCUGCAUCACUUGCUGGAGGCGUUCCCGUUGAUUCUGCUGAUCCUGCUGGUGUUGGGAGGCGUGUUGUACUUCGUCUACAGUCGCGAACCAGCGGGCGAAAACAACAACAAGCACGUCUAAACUUCAGGGACUGUUGUAUAUACGUGGUGCUCACUAGGUCUUUUACUGCUACUCGUAGUUAAACUCUAUCAGUAGUGCAGUACACUAGUGCCCUCCCCCUCCAAGCCUAUCCCGGAUUUCCACCCCUGCUUCAAGUGUCGUAACUCACGAGAGCCCUGUAAGAAUGGAAGUCAAGCCCUCUCCUGGACUGGACCUGCGUCACGGAUUUGUGCACAAAAUCAGGAAACAGCUGGUCAAGAGGGACCAAUCAGAGAAGGACUCUGAGGCGGAAAAGAAGAAGAUAGCGAAGAGGCAGCUGGCUGGGAUGAGGAAGACGGCGGUCAAGAGGCCCACACAAUUGACUUACUGUCCCCCUGCCAGGAGAGAGAGAAGUGUCAGCCCCAGUAGUUCAGUCAGUUCUACAUCACUCGAAUCAUCCAGCAGUGGGGAUUCUGGUGUCAUCACAGCCAACAGGGAAAAAACAGCAACAAAUGGGACCACAACUGUAAAGAAGCCACCUACUGAUGAUGAAGAAGAGAUGACUACCCAAAGAUUCUCUUCUACAAGUAACAAACAAGACAAAACGAUGAGCAGUUUUCAGCAGAGGUCAACCUCACCAGAUCACAGUAUCUGUGGUGAUCAGAAUGCCAACAACUAUGACAUUGAUGGCUUUGGGGAGGAAGCUCAGUGGUACAUAAGACAGGCACUUCAAGACCCUACCUCCCUGAGAAAACAGGACCUGUGCCAGGUGUUUAAUGUGCUGAUGUGGAGAGCCAUGGAGGAGCCUGACUGGGCCAGGACAGGGGCAGAGCUGUGCCAUGCCAUCAUCCAGGUUGAAGUAGAGAGGGAACAGUAUGACUGUGUGCCCACUCGAGUGUUCCAGAGCCACCUGCGGCUGAAGCUGUUAGAACAGGAGAUGGAGGCUGAGACGCUCCAUGAACAGUCAGUGUCGGCCUGGGUGGGCUACGUCAGAUUCCUCUGUCUCUGCUAUCAUGUCAUCAGGGUGAAAGGUUCUCCCCUGAUGACCAUGAUAGACUCUGUGUUUAACUGCCUGUCACUGCUGGCCUUUCCGGGGCCACUCAAGAAUGAGAUGCAGGUGGACUGUCUGUACAACCUGCUGGUUCAAAUGGGACCCAGUCUGGACCAGACAGCACCAGACAGGAUGGAUGACCUGUUUGCCAUCCUGCGUGACCGGUUCCUGAGUUUUAAGACGCCGCCGCUAGCCCGGCACAGACUCCUGCAGCUGAUUGAGCUUCGGUCAGGCGGCUGGGAGAUGGAGCCUGGGAUACUAGACUACUACAGCAGGUCUGGCAAGGAGCUGAGAGGAUGAGGACAGUCUUGAAGACUCCUGGAGAGGACACAAGAAAGGAUGUUUCCUCCCAUCCUCUACUGACCCAGCACAUCACAUGAGGAAGAGUUUUGCAAACUUCUUUCGAAACUGUGUCAUGUUCAAACUUAAAGAAGUGUGCAAAUGUUACUAACAUGUAUCUAGCUUUAUCACAUUAUUCCAAUUGCCUAAUUUCACUAUGGCCAGAUUUGUGUAGUAAAGUAACAAAUUUAAAUGGCCAUUUUAUUACAGUAAAGUUAUGAUUCUGUGGAUAACGAUACCAUCUUGCAAUAUCAAACAAUGUUUGAAGGUUUGCUGGAUAAAUAUCUGACAAACAGUGAUCAAUUUAGUGACUGUAUUGUCACAGGCACAGCCACAUAAUACACAUAAUUGUUACUAGCUGGAACUUAGUUGCAAAGGAGCUGUAUCUUCUAUCUAUAUUUCAACUGCAAGUCUGCAACCUUCUGUUCUUCACAUUCCACAAGACAUGACUGUGUGGUACCUAAGAAAGGGUGAUGGCAGGAAAAGUUUAUGAUUGUGUUUGAACUUAUUGAUCUAUGAGCAAAGACAGAAUGGAUCUGUUUUGAAUUGUUUUCUUGCUUAAUAUCAUGCCACAGAAACCUAUGAUGUCAUCUCACUUUUGAGGUGAUGGUUGCUCUUCAAAACCAAGGUGUUCUUGCUAACUUCAAACAUUGUAUACAGACAUUCCUUGACGUAUGAUUUGUUGGAAAAUUUGUGGCUUUUGUAACAUUUAGCACAUUUAGCUUAUUUUAUGUUUAACUGUGUUUGUAGAGUAUCAGAGGCUUGCAUUGUGUGAAUACAUGUUACACAUGUUGGUUUCCUUGUAACUUUCCUUACGCACUUCUAUGCACUGUUUCUUUAUCAAUGUCAUUGUAGUAAAGGAGCUCGCUUCAACUUACAGAAGUUGGAAAAAAGUCUCGUGACAAUCCAUUUGUUGCCAAAGUGUUGAAAAAAAAGGAUGGACUGAUAUGAAAUACAAUGUACAAUGUAUACCUUUUUCCAAUGGCAAAGUAAGAUGAUGUUUAGAAAUGUUGCCAUCAUGA
Molecule: messenger RNA, 2679 nt
Organism: Branchiostoma belcheri (Belcher's lancelet)
Lineage: Eukaryota; Metazoa; Chordata; Leptocardii; Amphioxiformes; Branchiostomatidae
Product: MIF4G domain-containing protein-like
Exons: 10
Coding region: 473-1618 (381 amino acids)
Biological process (GO): regulation of translational initiation
Cellular component (GO): cytosol
Molecular function (GO): protein binding; translation activator activity; RNA binding
Source: RefSeq, a predicted model, not a curated record